Molecule: messenger RNA, 924 nt
Organism: Theobroma umbraticum
Lineage: Eukaryota; Viridiplantae; Streptophyta; Magnoliopsida; Malvales; Malvaceae
Product: Tetratricopeptide repeat (TPR)-like superfamily protein
Source: RefSeq, a predicted model, not a curated record
AGAUGUAUGUACCUGCUGCAGCUAGAACCAUCAUCAAUGGAUAAACUCGCAAUGGACUUGAAAUGAUAGGGAGAUAAAAGAGAAAGAGAAAGAGCAAGCAUACAACACAGAAAUGGCGACCCUUUCAACUCCACUCUCCCAUAACACUUUAUCCUUACGACAGUUAUCGACGAAACGCCUCCAUUGUCCUCUUCAUCAACUCCCUCUACCUAUCAGAAUCAACUGUUCUUCUGCUAGUAAAUGUGUUUCCAAGACCGAGGAAAGCUCAUCAACAUUUAAGGAACUGAGGAGCGUAGCUUGUGGCCUUCUAGCCGUAUGCGCUGUUGCUACUGCCUCACCUGUAAUUGCAGCAAAUCAGAGGUUGCCUCCACUGUCAACAGAGCCCAACCGAUGUGAGCGUGCAUUUGUUGGUAAUACAAUAGGUCAGGCAAAUGGUGUAUAUGAUAAGCCCCUUGAUCUGCGCUUCUGUGAUUACGCUAACGAAAAAUCCAACCUGAAGGGAAAGUCUCUUGCAGCAGCACUCAUGUCAGAUGCUAAGUUCGAUGGUGCGGACAUGUCAGAAGCUGUGAUGUCAAAGGCUUAUGCUGUUGGAGCUAGCUUCAAGGGUGCAAACUUCUCGAAUGCUGUUUUGGAUCGAGUUAAUUUUGACAAUGCUGAUCUCCGAGGAGCUGUGUUUAAGAACUCCGUAUUAUCUGGUUCUACUUUUAAUAAUGCUCAGCUUGAAGAUGCAGUUUUCGAAGAUACCAUCAUAGGUUACAUUGAUCUUCAGAAGCUAUGUACAAAUAAAAGUAUCAGUGCUGAUGGAAGAGCUGAGUUGGGUUGUCGAUGACUGCAGCUUAUUCUCUUUUCUCAUGUUUCUUUCUGUCUUGUUUAGCUACCGCAGGCUGCAAUUUUUUUUUUUGAAUGGCAACUGAUCAUUAAUAA